Caenorhabditis sp. 36 PRJEB53466 is the source of this 1282-nucleotide messenger RNA. Lineage: Eukaryota; Metazoa; Nematoda; Chromadorea; Rhabditida; Rhabditidae. The record is from the annotation of a GenBank genome assembly.
AUGGCAACUCCGUUGGCACAAGUGAAAAUAGAACCGGGACUCGUAAUCAAGGGACAGUUUUGUGUGAAGAAGAAGCUCGGCGAAGGAGCGUGCGGACAAGUGUUCCUCGUCGAUCUCCUCAAAGGGGUCACCAGAUUAUCGAUUUUUUUUCAUUCACAUUUUUUUUUGGUUUGCAGAAGGGAAAAGCGGCGAUGAAGGUGGAGCCGUUGAUGAAGAACAAAGAGUACGAGGUGCUCAAGAUGGAGGUGUUUGUGCUCAAGAAACUGCAGAGCUCUCGCCACGUGUGCCGGCUUCUCGGAUCUGGAAAAACGGACACUUAUACGUAUGUUGUCAUGAGUCUUCUGGGAAAAGAGGUAUUUGAGUUCAGUUCUUAAUCGCAAGGCCGGAAAAUUACCUUUUUCUCAAUUUCCAGAUCGCCGGAAUCAGAAGACGAAUGCCGGGCCGCAAGAUGUCGUCGAGUUCGACCGUCCGAAUAUUCAUCCAAGUCGUCAAGGGCCUUCAGGACAUCCACGAGGCGGGCAUCGUGCACAGAGACGUGAAACCGAACAAUAUGGCGUUGGGCGACAGGAACGAGAAAGUCGUGUACAUUUUCGAUUUCGGACUGUCCCGCCAGAUCAUGUUGCCGGACGUGAAUGGCGUUCUGAAGCUGCGCGAGCCGAGAAACAAGUCCAUGUUCCGGGGGACCGUGCGGUAUUGCAGUCUGAACGUGCACCAGCACAGGGACCAGGGACGGCACGACGAUCUUCUCAGCGCCCUGUACAGCAUGAUCGAGACGGUGACGGCGACGUUGCCGUGGAAGGGAAUGGGCACGAGAGAGACGAUGCGCGCCAAGGAGAAGACCGCCGACGCCGUCUUGUGCAAGGUGAGCAAGUGCGCUCCACCGCACUCAUUUUUGAAUUGCAGAACUGUCCGAAAUCGUUUCUCGAAAUCGCGUCGGCCCUUCGCAAACUCACCUACUUUGACACGCCGCCAUACUCGAUGUUUAUGGAAAAACUGAAAGGAGACCUGCCGAAAGGUGUGAAAAUGUACUCUUUUGUGUGCCAACAUCAAUAAAUCAACGAGAAGGACCAAUGAUUGCAGGACGGACGCGUACGAGUGGAACCUCAAAGGACAACAACUCGACGAGAACAACAACGAAGUGUCGGGCAGGGACCACGCGGAACUGCUCGGCGGCACCGACACACUCAACGAGGUGGACGAGAGUGUGAUCACCGAGGACCGCGCGACGACCGAAUCGAACACGGACGACUUUGGACCCGAGGACACGCUCGAUAACCUCUGA